AAGAGGCGAGUCGCAGAGCCGAUUGGGUCAGGCACACGCGAGGGCCGCCCCCGAGGGCCGUCUCAGAGGUCCGCGCGCCGCGUCCUGUCGGCCCACAUCGCCGAGUGCCGCACGUGGCUUCAACGAGAUGCCCAAAUCCAAGCGUGACAAGAAAGUUUCCUUAACCAAAACCACCAAGAAAGGGUUGGAACUGAAACAGAACUUGAUAGAAGAGCUUCGGAAAUGUGUGGACACAUACAAGUACCUCUUCAUUUUCUCUGUGGCCAACAUGAGGAACAGCAAGCUGAAGGACAUCAGGAAUGCCUGGAAACACAGCCGGAUGUUCUUUGGCAAAAACAAGGUGAUGAUGGUGGCCUUGGGCCGAAGCCCGUCUGAUGAAUACAAAGACAACCUGCACCAGGUCAGCAAGAAGUUGAGGGGUGAAGUUGGUCUUCUUUUUACCAACCGCACAAAGGAGGAGGUGAAUGAGUGGUUCACAAAAUACACAGAAAUGGACUUUGCCCGAGCUGGCAACAAAGCAACUUUCACCGUGAGCCUGGAUCCAGGGCCCCUGGAGCAGUUCCCCCACUCCAUGGAGCCACAGCUGAGGCAGCUGGGCCUGCCCACUGCCCUCAAGAGAGGCGUGGUGACCCUGCUGUCUGACUACGAGGUGUGCAAGGAGGGUGAUGUGCUGACCCCGGAGCAGGCCCGCGUCCUGAAGCUUUUUGGGUAUGAGAUGGCUGAAUUCAAGGUGACCAUCAAAUACAUGUGGGAUGCACAGUCUGGAAGAUUCCAGCAGAUGGGAGAUGACUUGCCAGAAAGCGCAUCUGAAUCCUCAGAGGAAUCAGAGGAUAACGAAGAUGACUGACUCGGGGACUCAGGACCGAAGGCCUUCUAGCACGUUCUGCGUCUCCAUCACACCAUGCAGAAUUGCUACUGCCCCUCUGGAGGAAGCAGUUAUUUAUUUUUGCUGUUGACGAAGCCAAGUGUGGGUGCUGGGAACUGACUGUUCCAUAAAGAAUAAAACUUGGUCUAUGGGGUGCCACCCUGUAGAUAGCAGGAGACUUUUCUUAGAAAAAAGGCCUUUGGGUUUGUGCUCUGUUUGGGUUCAGUACCACCCAGUCUGGUGACCUAGAUGGCCAGUACAGCUUUGGCUCCUAUGGGGCCACAGUGGCAGUGCAGCUUUGCGGUUCUGUGGACAGCCAAGAGCAAUCCCUAGAACUAGGCUUUGUCCUCCUUUCCAGCCUUGAUGCCCUUUUGGAAUAGACUUGCUGAAGAAAACCAGGCCCCUGGUGGCCCUUUGCAGCCCUGCUUACACGCUCCCUAAACCAGGGCCUGCUGGUGGCUGCCAAGAAGCCAGGGCUCUAGGAUGAGAGUGAAGCCUCUGCUGGGGGUGAGAGCGAGCGUGGCGUCUCACAGCACUCUGGAGGUUCUGCUCUGGGUGGCUACCAUGGUGGGUCUUUGUCCAUAUCGCUUCAUAUACAGGUAUUCAGUGAAAGCAUCGGAUGAGAGAGCUUCUGUUUCAGGCAACAUCUAUUCUUUGGUUUAUGUCUACUCUUCAUGGCGUCUAAUUCCCUUUAAUCUUCCUCUGCCUUUACCUGGCCAUAAAGGUAUUCUGUGGGGCCUGAGUGUGUGGGUCAGUGGUAAGUGCUUGUCUAGCACAGCAUGCUUGAGGUCUUGGAAUCAGUUCCCAGCAUCACCAAGAAAUAAAUUCUCUGACCUACCUGUUGGAAUAGUAGGUCUUAAGACCCCCAUUCCAGAGGGAUCCUGCCCCAUACCCUCAAGGGAGGAAAGCUGCACCAAGAGGCCAAGACAAAGCUGAACAGACAGCCGUGCUGGGAUUCCCCACCCAGUCUGUUGGUAAGCAUGCCAGUGCAAGGAAGCCUCCGUAGAAACACACAGGGGGCUUGAUGUGGUACCCCAUUGAUUCCAGCUUCUCAGGAGUCUAAAGCAGGACAGGUAGAUUUGAAACCAUCCUGGGCGCUUAGUGAGACCCUAUUUGAAAAAUCGUUAAUAAAGGGCUGGGGAUGUAGUUCAGUGUGGAGUGUUUGCCCAGCAUAGGAUCAGUACCAGUACCACCAAAAACCCAGGUGCAGUGUCCACACACCUGUAAUACCAGCUCACAAAGGCUGAGGCAGAAGAAUUGUAAUAUCUUUCUUAAUAAAACUGUAAACAAAGAACUAUAA
Messenger RNA from Marmota monax (woodchuck), 2165 nucleotides. RefSeq names its product MRT4 homolog, ribosome maturation factor (gene Mrto4). The coding region runs from base 128 to 847 and encodes 239 amino acids. Gene Ontology annotation, molecular function: RNA binding. Gene Ontology annotation, cellular component: preribosome, large subunit precursor; nucleolus. Gene Ontology annotation, biological process: rRNA processing; ribosomal large subunit assembly; nuclear-transcribed mRNA catabolic process. The transcript has 8 exons. The record is from RefSeq and is a predicted model, not a curated record. Lineage: Eukaryota; Metazoa; Chordata; Mammalia; Rodentia; Sciuridae.